GUCCAAAUUGAAGCGCCGCAAUAGAAGCAAGAGCAUCCAUAGCAUAUAAGCAUAGAACCAUAAACUUCCCCCUCCACACUGCACUUGCUGUUGUGGUCACAUUUCAUACUGUUAGCAAUGGCGAAGGGUGACGACGUUGCAAGAAGAAAGAAGAACAAAAAGCUUAGAAAGAAGAGUGACUCUAACUCUCUAUCUUCAAAGGCUGCGGCCGCUGUCGCCGCCAAGAAACGCCGUAAGGCCGGAAAACGACGCCUUUGCCAGGGGAUGUGCUAUAGCCUACCUACUCCAGAGGAUCCAUUCAACGAUAAACAUGGGAAAGAGGAAAACAAAACAAGGGUUCCUAAAAAGAAACCAACGCGUUCCCCAAAAGAUGAUACAAUUCUCCUUAAUGGGGAGAGUGGACCAGGAAGGAAAGGCGCUGUUGGUCGGGAUAUUUCACAAAAAUUGAAUCAACAAACAGGAACUGGAUCUGUUGCUGCCAACAAUAGUCUGGGCCGCGAAUGUAUUAUCAACUCAGAGAAGAAGAAUAUUGAGGUGGCUGACCUUUGCGGUGCCCGACAACUUGGUUGUGAAAUUUCAGAGUUCCCUUCAAAAUUUGUUUUUUGGUGUCUAAGUGCAAUUGAAAAUGCACUACGACAUGGUGAUGCGUACACGGAUGGAGAGGGUAAUUCUUUCUUUCUUAAUUCAUGGGGAUUGGAAUUUUCCAAGUGUUAUUCUACAGGGAAAGACCUGAUGGACACUAGUGGAACCUCUGCUACUACUGAGCAAAUUGCAUGGGUAGUUUCUGCGGCAGCUGAUACUUUUGUGAGAAAAGAGAAACAAGGCUUAUCAUUUGCAUGUCCCUUUCUUUUGUUCCUUGUUCCUUCCCAUGAAAAAGCUGUCCAGGUCCGAACAGUUUGCAAGCCUUUGAAAUCUGUAGGAAUACAUACCGUGAGUAUUCAUCCAGGUGCUUCCUUAGAUCAUCAGAUUCAAGGUUUGAGAAGUUGCGAGCCUGAGUUUCUUGUUUCUACUCCUGAGAGGCUUUUGGAGCUUAUUUCUAUAAAGGCCAUUGAUAUUUCUGGUAUUUCCAUGCUGGUUAUUGAUGGGCUCAAUACUAUUUAUAGCGCUGGCCAUACUGAUACAUUAAAAUCCAUCAAGAAGUUUAUUUCUGGCAAUCUUCGUAUGGUGGUUUUCAAUGAUAGCUUCAACCAUAUGUCUAUCCCAAUGGUCCGGUAUCUUCUUACAGGAUCUAUCUGUAGACUAUCUGUCAAUAAUUCAAUUACCAGCCUAAGUUCAUGCAUUAUCCAGUCUGUUAAAGUGUGUACAUCAGAAGAAGAUAAACUAGUUCAGAGCGUUGAAGUAUUGGAUCAAUUUUCGAGCAGCGGCACUCAGAAUUCAAACCUACUAUAUAUUUUGAGGAAAGAUGCUAACUGCCAUAAAUUGGUCAAGGCUCUCAAAUCCAAGGGCUGUUCCAUUUCACAUUCUGUUAUGGCAAGUUCAAACGAUAGUGUGGAUUUAAGCAACAGAUUACGACCAGCGGUUUCUGUGAUUGAUGUGGAGCAUAUCUCUAAUGUGGAUAUAGGGACCUAUGAUGUGAUUGUGCUACCUUAUUUUGUACCUUCUUUGGACACUUACGUGCAUAUUUUGACAAAGAUGGCCCGCCAAAGUGCCAAUGGUGCUUUGCAUGGUUUCUUAAAAGAAGGAGAUGUUGAAGUUGCUGGACCACUCAUUGCGAUUCUUGAACAAUGCGGGCAGGAAGUGCCUCAAGACCUGCAGCAUCUGCAUAAUGUAUCAAACAUGGUUUCUUAGUCAUCAUUUUCUUAUGCUCAUUCCAUCUCUGCAACUCGAGAUCAAUCCCUUGUUUGCAAAGGUUGGGAGCUAUGAAUGGGAGGACGAUAGGUGUGUCUAUGGUUGGAAUUUGGAAAUGUUGCCCGAAAUGAAGAAUCUCAUUCAGAAAAUUUUUGCAAUGUUGUAAUGUUUGUUCUGCUGUUUGAAAUUUAUGUUUUUCCUGUGGGGAGUGAAGAACAAUAACAUUUGGCAACAAAAGCUUCAUGAACUUGUAGCUUUUCAUACAUUUUAUCUCAACUUAAUGCAUUCAGUCAUUCACUUUAAACAA
Messenger RNA from Lotus japonicus, 2095 nucleotides. Its product is annotated as pre-mRNA-processing ATP-dependent RNA helicase prp5. Gene Ontology annotation, cellular component: cytoplasmic stress granule; P-body. The transcript has 7 exons. Gene Ontology annotation, molecular function: mRNA binding. The record is from RefSeq and is a predicted model, not a curated record. NCBI's taxonomy places the organism in Eukaryota, Viridiplantae, Streptophyta, Magnoliopsida, Fabales, Fabaceae. Gene Ontology annotation, biological process: cytoplasmic stress granule assembly; P-body assembly. Bases 118 to 1788 code for a protein of 556 amino acids.